Messenger RNA from Linum tenue, 1615 nucleotides. NCBI's taxonomy places the organism in Eukaryota, Viridiplantae, Streptophyta, Magnoliopsida, Malpighiales, Linaceae. The record is from the annotation of a GenBank genome assembly.
CCAGUUUUUUCUGUGCGUAUACCUCCUCAUCCCUUCCCUCCAGCUUCCCUCUUCCAGAAGCGAAUCCCUUCCUCGAGUCCCCCUCUCGCCCGCCGCCACCAGCCACCGUCGUUCAACUCAUCCCUCGCUGAGAGCUAGAUUCAUAUCGGCAGUUGGGUAAAAGAAUGGCGGGCGGCAAGAUGAGAAAAGAGAAGACCAAGGCGCCGCCGACGGCGAGCCACUACCAAGGAGGAAUAUCGUUCCACAAAUCCAAGGGCCAGCACAUCCUCAAGAACCCUAUGCUGGUCGACAGCAUAGUACAGAAGUCCGGCAUCAAGAGUACCGACAUCAUUCUCGAGAUUGGUCCCGGUACCGGAAAUCUCACCAAGAAGCUGCUCGAGGCCGGCAAGUCCGUCAUCGCCGUCGAGCUCGACUCUCGCAUGGUGCUCGAACUUCAGCGCCGCUUUCAGGGGACUCCUUUCUCUAAUAAGCUUAAGGUCAUUCAAGGCGACGUGCUAAAGACCGAUCUACCAUACUUCGACAUAUGUGUGGCCAACAUUCCCUACCAAAUCUCAUCACCCCUCACAUUCAAGUUACUCAAUCACCAGCCUUCAUUCAGGUGUGCGGUCAUUAUGUACCAGAGAGAAUUUGCAAUGAGACUCGUUGCUCAGCCAGGGGACAACCUCUACUGCCGUCUCUCUGUCAAUACACAGCUCUACGCGAGGGUCUCACAUCUUCUCAAAGUCGGGAAGAACAAUUUCCGCCCCCCACCAAAGGUCGAUUCCUCUGUGGUCCGAAUCGAGCCCAGGAAGCCUCGCCCUCAAGUCAACCCUAAGGAGUGGGACGGCUUCAUACGAAUUUGUUUCAUCCGAAAGAACAAAACUCUUGGCGCAAUAUUCAGGAUUAAAAAUGUGCUUUCGUUACUGGAGAAGAACUACAAAACUCUCCAAGCACUGAAUACGUCCGUUGCUGCUGAGAUGGAUAUUUCAGGACUGGAGGAGCUAGGGGGAGGGGAGCAGAGCGUGGAAAUGGAUGCAGACGACGACGAUGAUGAUGAUGAAAUGGAGAUGGAGGAGGAUAAAGAAGCGGCAAAUGGAAGGUCGGAAUUCAAAGAGAAGGUUGCUGCAGUGUUAAAGGAGAAGGAUUUUUGUGACAAAAGGUCAUCGAAACUGUCACAGGAAGAAUUCUUGUAUCUGCUCUCUCGAUUCAACAUGGCUGGCAUCCACUUCUCUUGAGCUUUCUGUGAGCUGUGGUGGUUGUUAUCCUAUUAGGCUUCUCCCUCUACCUUACUCUAUGGAUUUCCUGGUGAGUUUUGCUGAUGAAAUCUUUAUAGGAGGAUGUAGCAAUGCAGUUUUGUUCUGAUAAUUAUAGUGGACACAAAAAGAGUAUUUGUUUUGUGUGGCAUGAAUGAAGAUUAUAUGUUUGUCCUUGCUGUCCUGCUUGUUCAUCUGUACUCUAGUUAUCUACUCUACUCCCUUCUGUUCGACUGAUAAUUCAGAAUUCUAUUGCUGCAAUCACAAAGGUCAGAUGAAAUUGCUAUCUGUGCUUUAAGCAAGCUGCUUCUACUUUGGUCAAGGUAUCAAACAAGGUUGUUUAUGAUUGCAGAAAGAGAGUUCUUAACUGCCAAAGUGACACU